GAGCGAGAGAGCACAGCACCGCCAAGGAGGGCAUGGUGGGUGCGAGCCAGUCACCGGAUUGCGUUCGCAGCAGAGAAUCCCAAUCCCAAUGCCAAUGCGACAGCACCACUCCACAACCGCCGGCAGCACGAUGGCGAUCCUUCGGCGAGUGAAAACCUGGCUUUGCGGUUGCGGCUGGUGCUGCUUCCUGCUGUUGGCCAUCGACCUCCCGUUGCGCGCGGCGACGCACACAGCGGAUCCGGCGACCGGUUCCAAUUCCCCCCCCGGUCCGGCCAGAAACGCAACGAAGGCGAGCGGAACACACGAGCUCCCGUUUCUGCUGGGCGUCACGGUGGACGCCGCCCGGCACGAGUUCCCGGUCGACUGGCUCCUCUCCUUCCUGGAGAGCGUCCACCGCAUGGGCUUCAACGCCCUCCACCUGUCCCUGAGCGGCGACCAGCGGUUUGCCUUCCGCCUCGAGGGGGCCACCGGCGGUGCCGGGCCGCGGCUCUCGCCGGGGGACCUGGGCCUCCUGGCGGAGCGCGCGAGGUCCCUGGGGGGCAUGGCGAUCGUCCCCGGGGUCUCCCUCCCCUUUUUCGCUGCCUCGUGGGCGGGCGUCCUGCCCGGGACCUCCCUUCUCCCCGACUGCCCCGAGUACCUGUGCUCCCGGGAACGGGCCCGCCCGAUGAUAGGGACCGACCUCCCCCUCGACCUUUCCCACCCCGGGCUCCCGGCCGCGAUCCGCCGCGUCCUCGGAACCGUUCUCUCGGCCCUCGGCGACCCGGCCUACCUGCACCUGGGCCCCCGCGGAAGCGAGGACCGAAUCAAAGACCACGGAUGCUGGAGGGAAGCGGAAGCGCACCGGGCCGGGGGGAACGGCGAUCCGGGGGCAGCGAUCCUCCGCGACUACCAGCGGUUCGAAACGGCGCUGGAGGAAAUCCUUGCCGGCGGCCCGGGGCAUCGGCCGGUGGUGAUCCGCGGCGGCGGCGCAGAGGACGCCGAUCAACCCCCGCCGGCGGCGGGAGGGGAGCCUUUCCCGACGCUGGAGGAAUACCGGGACCACCGACUGCCGCUGGCCCAGGGCCAGAAUGCGUCGUCGGCUCCGCUUCGCCCGUACCUGCUGCAACCGAGGGAACUCAGCAUGGCCACGUCGCUGGCCAAGGACCACCCCAGCGGAUGGGAGGUCUAUCGGAAAACCCUGGACGUUCUGGACGCCCACCGAUCGAACCUGCGGCCGGACGAAGCCGGAGCGGGAUGGUCCCCAUCCCCGUUUCGGGGAUUGACGAUCUCGACCGAAGCCAUGCCCCCCGCUUGGUUCGCGCCCCGGAACGUUCUGGGACGGUUGCUGGCGGUGUCUAUGGCGGUGGGCGACUUUGCAGAGCCGGGAAAGAGCACGCUGGAGAACCGAGCCGGCUUCGAACGGGCCUAUCGAGCACGAUGCCGUGCAUUGUUUCCGGGGGACGAUGGCGACGACAUUUCGGCACCGGUGCCUUUCUGCGACCGUCUCGGAGGAUUGGCAGGCGACGAACACACCGAUUCGGCACCGCCGCAUCCUGCCGGUCGUGCCGAGGGUUUCGAAGCAGAUCGCAUAAAACACCUAGGGGGGAAGAAUCAUCCGGUUGGGGACAGCGAUGCAAAGAAGCCGCCCCAAAACCAGGAAAGGAUCGGCACGGAGAGGGAGUACAAGAGCUAUUACAUGGAACUCUGGAAAGACUGGGCCAACGAAAUCUGUCAUCGCCUCACGGAAACCAAGGAAGCACUGGAACUGGUGCCUCCAGCUAUUUCCUUUGUACACUCGAUCCAAGACCAGGCCUUUGCUGCCUACUGGCGUGACGACGGACCCCAGGAAGAAGGCACGUCCGAGAUCCAACCAGGUGAUGCGCUGGCCGGAUCGGUCAUCGAACCUCCGCACGUGGAUCGCAACGAAAGGAGACCCCGGGAUCUCGCUCCACCGCGAUCGCCAAACUUGAUGCACGAGGUUUUUGGAAAUAUGCAGGUCCCGUUUCGUGGCCUCAUUGUCGAUCUAGUGGACCACGUUGUGCCGCCGAGGGUUCUGCAGGAUUGGAUGGAACAAAUCAUGGUGCCACUGGGACUCAAUACGCUGCAACUGUCACUGAUGAAUCGCUUGGGGUGUGCGCUUCGCCUCGGGUCGCUGGAGGAAUUGUACCACCUCGUUCCCAAGCCAACCACCGAGCCUCUGACCGACGGUGUUUUGGAACAGAUCGUUGCGGCCGCGGACCGUCUCGGAAUCGAACUCAUCCCGGAGAUUUCCGUCACCACGCAGGCCUUAGGCUGGUACCAUGCCGGGGUCCUAGUGGACUGCCCCAACACGUUGUGCACCUCGCCCGGGGGUGACAUCGCCACCGACGUCAACCGGGGGCACCUCCUCCCCCUGGUCCUGCACGUGAUCCGAAGACUCCGGGGAAUCUUCCGCUCCGGGUCCUUCCUGCACCUGGGCAGCGACGAGCGCCGGUCGAGCCAGGCCUGCUGGAUCGAAAGCGGGAGGGUACCAAACUACGACGCCUUUGAACAAAGGCUCUCCGAUCUGUUAGAGAAGCGCGACUGGUACAAUGCCUCCAGCAUCCUGCGAUGGGAAAACAAAGAGGGUGUUGUCUAUCCCAAGCGGACCGGAUCUAUCACCCACUACCAAUACCAGCGCAAGGACGAUCCCGCUACCAACAAAGACGACUAUUCGGCAGCCUUCGAUUUUGGGAGUAUUAUCAUCACCCCAGAGAAAGAUCCGUGGUUGGUAUACGAAGAAACCAGGCAUUGGGUCAAACGUCGACCACGGGGCUUGCUUGCCAAGAUAUCGCUGAAAGAUUAUGAAGACCUUGAACGUUUGAACCAGAAUCACGCCUCAGGGUUGUUGGCCUUUGCUCUAGGAUGUUCCUCGUCGGCUCCCGUCGUGGCAGACGCUCCCGCACUGGAGAAAUACAUUGGCGAUCUCUGCAAAUCGAAAGACUCUCAUCGAUUAUGUCGUUUCGCUUCCGGAAAGGAGGCAGCGGACGCCCAGGUACUACAAAGUACUAGAAGCACCACCCCCCGUGGGUCGUUGUUGUGUACGGCAAUGACGAGGUCGGUAUCUCGCCAUGCGAUGCGGUUGUCUAAGUCUACGACAGGUCUUGCAGAAAACAGCAGCGUCACCGAGGAGAAGUGAAGACAAUAACAUGGACGUGGUAAUAUUAUUUCAUCGGUGCGGUCCAUUGCAGGCAUAUACUGCUUUGAUAGAACACAAAAUACAAUGAAUUACAGUAAAGUAUUUUUUAUUCAUAAGAACGGAGUAUGUUAAUUAUUUUAAUAUGCCCAAACUUUACGAAAUCACCGCUACGUACCACAUAGUCCUAGAAUAACUUAAAGCAGAGCUA
Molecule: messenger RNA, 3344 nt
Organism: Pseudo-nitzschia multistriata
Lineage: Eukaryota; Bacillariophyta; Bacillariophyceae; Bacillariales; Bacillariaceae
Source: the annotation of a GenBank genome assembly